Anguilla anguilla (European eel) is the source of this 1650-nucleotide messenger RNA. Its product is annotated as galectin-3. Gene Ontology annotation, molecular function: IgE binding; carbohydrate binding; laminin binding. The transcript has 7 exons. Lineage: Eukaryota; Metazoa; Chordata; Actinopteri; Anguilliformes; Anguillidae. Gene Ontology annotation, cellular component: nucleus; immunological synapse. Gene Ontology annotation, biological process: negative regulation of extrinsic apoptotic signaling pathway; positive regulation of calcium ion import; neutrophil chemotaxis. Bases 109 to 1467 code for a protein of 452 amino acids. The record is from RefSeq and is a predicted model, not a curated record.
GGGGAGUGGCCUGGUGUUGGGGCCAAAUAUAAUCACUUCUGUUUGGAUUGAUUUAGAUUAAACCUGGGAAGAGCUCCACACACAGAACCCUCCAGUGCUACAGAUAAUAUGGAUCUAACUGAGGCUCAGAAUGGCUGCCCUGCCUGGCCUGCAGGCUCAAACAGUCAGCAGCCAGGAAGCACAGUGUGCCCAGGACAGCAGCCCAGUCAGCCAUGGUGUCCUGGAUUACAGCCCUGCCAGCCAAACCCUCCCGCCUGGCCUGGACAACAACCCAAUCAGCCCAGCUCUAUCCCGUCCCCCGGACAACAGCCUGGCCAACCAAACCCUCCCGUCUGGCCUGGACAACAACCCAAUCAGCCCAGCCCUAACCCUGUACCCGGACAACAACCUGGCCAACCAAACCCUCCCACCUGGCCUGGACAACAACCCAAUCAGCCCAGCUCUAACCCUGUACCUGGACAACAGCCCGGCCAACCAAACCCUCCCGUCUGGCCUGGACAACAACCCAAUCAGCCCAGCUCUAACCCUGUACCUGGACAACAGCCCAACCAACCAAACCCUCCCGUCUGGCCUGGGCAACAACCCAAUCAGCCCAACUCUGUCCCGUUGCCCGGACAACAACCUGGCCAGCCUAGCCCACCUGUCUGGCCUGGACAACAACCCAAUCAGCCCAACUCAAUCCCGUUGCCAGGACAACCUGGCCAGCCUAACCCUCCCGUCUGGCCAGGCAAUCCACCCUGUCAGCCUAGCGCUCCGUCCUGGCCCGGACAGCAGCCUGGUCAACCAGCCCAGCCACCCUGCCCUCAACUGCCGAACCCCCCCUCUGCUCCAGGGUGGCCUGGACACCCAGGGCAACCACUGUGGCCUGGCCAGGGAGGGGGGCAGGUAAUUGGCCCUGGCCAGCCAGGCUGGCCCAGUCAAAACCCCCCUUAUGCUCCACAACCAUGGCCUGUUCCACCCUCAGGGUCUCUGGUGGACUUAUUAACAGUUGCUUUGGCAGUAGCGGCACCAGCAGUCCAAUCAUGGGUGUACCGGAGAAAUUUGCGGUCAGUGCCGUAUACCCUGGACCUUCCCAACGGAGUCUAUGACAAGCUGAUUAUCACCAUCACAGGACAGGUCAAGCUUAACGCAAAAAUGUUCACCGUUGAUUUCCUGCGGGGAAACGAUAUCACCUUCCACAUCAACCCUCGCUUUAACGAGGGCGGGAAGCAGGUGGUGGUCAGGAACCACAAAGUGGGAGACCGGUGGGGGAAGGAGGAGAGAGCCCUGCAGGCUCCAUUCCCCUUCAUGCAAGGCACACCCUUUGAGAUGAAGAUCCUGUGCACGUACAAUGACUUCAAGGUUGCGGUCAACAACGCGCAGAUACUGGAGUUCAAGCACCGUGUCCAGGAGCUCAGCAAGAUCAACAGGCUCAGCAUUUACAAUGACGUUAUCUUGACAUCCGUCAGACCUGAGACGCUCCCCUGAGAGAGCCUUAGCCUUUCUCUGAAUCUUUAAUGAAUUUGUCCUGACAUUUCAAAAUCAUAGCUUACAACAAUAAGCUGUUUUUCAGCUAAUAUAGGCUCAGUGGAUCUUAAAAAUUACCCAGAACAAUCAUGUUCACAAUUCAACAGCAUUCUUAAAAACAGAAUAGUUGUGUGAAGUUUUGUC